AUGGAAACUGGGGGCGAUGCCAGAUCGGCACCUCGGCGGGGAGGCAGAGGAGGAGGAGGUGGCGGCCGUGGCGGGUUUCCAGCGACUGCCGAGCCCAGCGCUCCCCCAGCUGCGGAGACGAGCAUGAAUAUUGAUGGACCCGCCGGUGGCGGGAGGAGCGGGGCGGCCGCUGCUGCAAUGCCGGGAGCCCCGGCCCCGCCGCUCCGCGCCCCCAGCUCUAGGGACCCUAAAAUGGUCCAUCAGCGAUUCUUGCGGAGGAGCGUGGUGGACUCGGACCAGGAGGAACCUGCUUUCGACCUUCCCGAGUCGGAGCACCAGAGGAAAAUUAUCUUGCUCCCUAAAACCAGGAGGAUAAUUGCGGAGAGGGCGAAGGCGGGGCAGGGGGCCGCGGAGAAGGUGUGCCUGGGGGCCGAGCCCCCGGGGGAGCCGCAGGCAGCGCCGGCCCCGAGCGGCGGCCCAGGCCCGGAGGAGCAGAAGGAAGCCGGCAAGGAUGCUGAGAGGAAGGAGCCUGCGGAUGCUUCCAAAGACCAGAGCAAGGCUAAGAAGGAGGAGCCUGAGGAGGAGGCUGAUAUGAAAGCCGUUGCCACCUCGCUGGAUGGCAGGUUCCUAAAGUUUGAUAUCGAACUCGGGAGGGGAUCCUUCAAAACGGUCUAUAAGGGUCUGGACACGGAGACGUGGGUGGAAGUUGCGUGGUGCGAGCUUCAGGACAGAAAACUCACAAAAGUAGAGAGGCAGAGAUUUAAAGAGGAAGCAGAAAUGUUGAAAGGUCUACAGCAUCCAAACAUUGUGAGAUUUUAUGACUUCUGGGAAUCCUGUGUGAAAGGCAAAAGAUGCAUCGUGCUGGUUACUGAAUUGAUGACCUCUGGAACACUAAAGACGUAUCUGAAGCGAUUUAAAGUGAUGAAACCAAAAGUCCUGCGUAGUUGGUGCCGGCAAAUCCUGAAGGGUCUUCUUUUCUUGCACACAAGAACUCCACCAAUAAUUCACAGAGACUUAAAAUGUGACAAUAUUUUUAUUACUGGACCAACUGGAUCUGUGAAAAUAGGAGACUUGGGUCUGGCAACCCUCAAGAGAGCUUCGUUUGCCAAAAGCGUAAUAGGUACGCCGGAAUUCAUGGCCCCGGAAAUGUAUGAGGAACACUACGAUGAAUCUGUGGAUGUCUAUGCUUUUGGAAUGUGCAUGUUGGAAAUGGCUACCUCAGAAUAUCCUUACUCAGAAUGCCAGAAUGCUGCUCAAAUUUACCGGAAAGUAACCUGUGGUAUAAAGCCAGCAAGCUUUGAGAAAGUUACUGAUCCUGAAAUUAAGGAGAUAAUUGGAGAGUGCAUUUGCAAAAAUAAAGAAGAAAGAUAUGAAAUUAAAGAUUUAUUAAGCCAUGCCUUUUUUGCUGAAGAUACUGGGGUAAGAGUGGAACUUGCAGAAGAAGACCAUGGUAGGAAAUCCUCUAUUGCCUUAAGACUCUGGGUAGAAGAUCCUAAGAAACUGAAAGGAAAACCCAAAGAUAAUGGAGCCAUUGAGUUUACUUUUGAUCUGGAGAAAGAAACUCCUGAUGAUGUUGCACAAGAAAUGAUUGACUCUGGAUUUUUCCAUGAAAACGAUCUCAAGAUAGUGGCGAAGUCGAUACGUGACAGAGUAGCGUUAAUACUGUGGAGAAGAGAGAGAAUUUGGCCCAGGAUACAGUCAGAGGAGCGGCGGGACUCGGAGUGCCUGGAGAAGCUGAAGACGCCACACGCGCAGCAGGUCCAGGUCACGUACCUUUCCCACACCGGGCACCACGUGCUGUCGGAGCCUGAGGAGCCUGAGGCAGACCAGCAUCCCUUCCAGCACAACCUGCCCACCAGCGUCACCUCCGUUGCAUCUGACAGCACGUUUGACAGCGGCCAGGGGUCCACUGUGUAUUCAGACUCCCAAAGCAGCCAGCAAAGCGUCAUCUACUCGUCGCUGCCAGACCCCGUCCCCCCCGCCAUCCAACGCGUGUACAGCCCACCUCUGAGCGAGAGCCAGGCUGUGCCCCACAACCUGCAGCAGCUGGGGCACUACCAGCAGCCCUCAGGACCCGGCCUCCCCGUGGCUCCAGCGCCAGCGGCCGUGCCCCCGCGGCCCCAGCACUUCCAGGAGCCGGCCGUGCCCUUUGCUGGGGUCCAGCCCACCACUGUCGCCUCCUUGCAGCUGGGGCAGCCCCAGCCUGUGCUGGCUGGCCAGCAGCAGCAGUCCAUAUCACAGCAAGCUUCUCUGCAGCAGGUGCUUGCCAGCCAACCUGUUUGCCCAAUCCAGCCUGCAGCCCAUCUGUUACCCCAGUACCAGCCCCAGACCUCUCAGGUGGCAGCCAGCAGCACACCACUGAAACCCCUGCAGAUUUCAACUGUGCCACAGCUUCCACCAGUGGCCCAAUCCCAGAUUCCUCAGUUUCCUGUCAUUCCUGCAAUUACUCCUCUGGCAGGACUCGACAGCCUUCCUCCAAACCUCUCCGACAUGCCUGCCGCAAACGUGCCCCCCAUCCCCGCUCCUUCGCAGUAUUUCGCGCCAGCCGUGAUCUUGCCCAGCCUCCCCAUGAACCCCACGCUGCCUCUGGCACCCAACUCCCCUGCCCUCCCCAUGCAGGCCGUCAACCUUCCUCAUACCACCGUGGCUUCUCUGGUCUUGCCCUGCCAAACAAUAGUGCCAAACAUGUCGGCUGCCACGAUCCCGCUGCUGGCCGUGGCACCUCCGGGCGUUCCGGCGCUGCCACCGCACCGUGGGCUGCCGCCGCUGCCCCCGCAGCAGAUGUACCCGGCCACCUUCCAGCCCAUGGUUGCCAGCGAUGCGGCCUCUCCCCACCACGCGCCCAGCACGCCUGCGGUGGCCCCGCCGCAGCCGCCGCCAUCCCUGCAGCCCGGCCUCAUCCACCCGUCGGAGCAGCCGCCAGCCGCGCCUGGGCCUGCGCACCAGCAGAUGACUGGACACACUCAGUAUGCUUUGGAAGCUGGAGCCCAGGUGCCCGUGCUGCCUGUGCAACCUUCGAUAGUCAUGUCACCGCCUUUGCAGCUGCAGCCCGAGCUGUUGCCUCCCCGCGUCGCUCCGGAAGGCGUUCCGCAGCUGCACGGCAGCCUCGCUGCAGCGAGCCCGCCUGUCCCCAUAGAUCACUGUCUGCCUCUCCAGCCUCCCGCUCUGCUGCAGCCCCAGCCUGAUCUUUCCCAGCCGCUGGGUCAGCAGCUCCCAGCCCCCAGCUCGGCUCUCCAGGCGGUCACAGAGACAUCUCAAGAGGAGCAGGCAAUACAGGACAAACUCCAAACUCUGUCCCAGAGCUGUGAAAGCUACAUGAGCCCAGAUGUUGCUUCGGGUAAAGAGAUGAGUGACAGCUUUGAGGGAGCCAUGGGAAGCGGAAAACAAGAAGCAAAGUCCUCGAAGAAGCAUAAGAAAUCUACACGUGCUCGUUCACGCCAGGAGAAGUCCAGCAGACCCAAACUGACCAUAUUAAAUGUUUGUAACACUGGAGAUAAGAUGGUGGAGUGCCAGCUUGAAACACACAACCACAAAAUGGUGACUUUUAAAUUUGAUUUGGAUGGUGAUGCACCAGAGGAGAUUGCUACUUACAUGGUAGAGAAUGAAUUCAUAUUGCAGAGUGAAAAAGAGACAUUUAUUGAACAAAUGAAAGAUAUUAUUGAUAAAGCAGAAGAUAUGCUCAGUGAAGAUACAGAAGGAGAACGAAGUUCUGAUCAGGGAACGAGUCCCCAACAAGACACUGAUAGAUUGGAAAUCAACGAGGAGAAGCGUCAGUCUCAGAUGAGGACACCUGUGUAUCAGCAAAAUGUUUUGCAUACUGGGAAAAGGUGGUUUAUUAUAUGUCCUGUUGUGGAAAACUCUGCUCCUGAUGCACCCGAAUUUUCUCCACCGGUACCUCAGAGCACACAGCAGGCUGAAGGCCCAGACCUGGAGCCGUCGGAUGAGUUGCCAGUGAGCUCUGCAGUGCCAGACCCGCCUGCUGCCUUAGCAGGUCAGCAGCUUCCCCUGCAAGCGGGCCUGUGCGACAGCCCCGUCGGAGCCGCUCCAGCUUUGGCACCAGUUCCCACCGCCACAUCUUCUGCUGCCUUGCCAAGCCAGGAGGAGUUUCCAGCGCCGGCACCACCGGGACCCGCUCCAAGCGUCCCAGAGCAGGCGGCCACUCACAGCAGCCAGCUAGAGUAUCCUGUGCUGCAGGCGGCGGUGGGCAUCCAGCCGGGCAGCCCUGCCCACCGUGCCGCUGUGCUGGAGGAGCCCGCCGAUGCUCUCCGCGCUCCUCCGCGCCCGCAGCUGCCGCCUGACGAGGCCACGUGCAUCCCCGACGUGGAGCUGGCAUGCUGCAGCGUGGGGCCGCCCAGGCCGGUGCCAGCGGCAGCCGCACCCACGGCAGAGCUCUGCCCACUGCCCGUGCUCCCCGAGGCCGCAGUGCUGGAGCGGCAGCCCGCGGCACAGGGCCCACACUUGCCUGAGGCCAGCCAGCCCAGCGCCUUUGCGAGCCAGGCGUUCCCCACAGCCCCCGUGCCGGAGCCUCUUGCUCGGGCAGGGUCUCAGCUUCAGAGCCCUACCCAGGUGGGGGUGGCCACAGCCCAGCAGCACGCGAUGGUGGCCCCAGUGCAGCCCGUGGCCAGUGCCAGCGUGGGGAUCGGCCUGCUGCAGGGGCAGCAGCCCAGCACAGCCGAGUCUGAUGGAGAGGGGCCGCCCAGGGUGGACUUCGUUGACAACACGAUAAAAAGCCUCGAUGAGAAACUGCGCAAUUUGCUUUACCAGGAAUAUGUUCCUACUUCUUCUGCGUCAGCUGGGACCCCAGACACCUCUGUCCCGCUGGAGCAGGGCGAUGGUGAAUUCCACUUGCCACCUUUUUCCGAAGAUCAGGUGCCCACGUUGGCAUUGGAUUUGAAAGAAGUGAGCCAUCACAUCGCAGACACCAGCCAGGAGGUGAAAGCUGCUGCCGAGGCACAGGCGGUGCCACUUGUACCCCCCGAGAUCUCACCCUACCCAGCACCGGUCAGUCUGCCGGAGGCCAGCGGCAUCGGUGCUCGUUCCUCAGAGGCAAGAGGUGGGUCAGCAAGCAGAAAAGGUUCAGCUGCAAGCAUCACUUCAGCUCCUGCUGCUGCACCCAAAGGCCUCCUCCAGGUUGCACCUACAUCAUCAGGCAUAACUAAACAGAUGGAAACUUCUAAAAGGAGCGAGAAGGCAAAGACUAUGUCUUCGUCUGCACACACAGACCAUGUAACACAGCUCUCUGCAGCAGAUGGGGUGAUAAAUAACAUUCGAAGGGAUGACUCUCCAGACUCUGGUUCCUGUGGGAAACAGGCUGAAGCUCACGAUAGCGGUACACCAGCCAAAACCAUUGGCAGGUUUUCAGUCAUCAGCACGCAGGAUGAGUUAACUUUAGCAGCACCACACUGCUUGAGGUUCUCAGCUCCCCCAGACGUCUAUUUGGACGAGCUGCCUUCCAGCCCUGAUCUGAAGGCAGCCGUCAGGCGGGUGCAAACGGCCUCUUCCGUCGAUGUCCUCUGUGACCAGGGCUCGAGCGACUCUGCGGAUGAGCCUUGCCAUCGUCAGGCAGCCGCUGCUGCCCAGCUCUCACCCCCAAGCAGUAGUGCAGCCACUGACUUGAUUAAAAAAGCAGCUGCUUUUCUGCAAAGAUCAGGCAAAGGGAGCUUGCCGGGCCGCGACUCGCCCAACGGGCAGGGAACAAAGAUUCCCACCAUCAACAUCACAUCUUUCCACUCGCAGUCGUCGUACAUGAGCAGCGACAACGACUCGGAAUUUGAGGAUGCAGAUAUGAAGAAAGAACUGCAGAACCUGAGAGAAAAGCAUAUGAAAGAAAUUGCUGAACUUCAGACCCAGCAGAAGAAUGAGAUAGAGGCACUGUACAUUCGGUUAGGGAAACCCCUUCCUCCCAACCUGGGGUUCCUUCACUCAGCCCCACCAAGCGGCCGGCGCCGAAGAACCAGCAAAAAUAAGUUGAAAGGUGGAAAACUGUUAAACCCUCUGGUCCAGCAGCUCAGGAGUGGGACAUCAAGCACAAGUAAUCUUUCAGACUCUAAAGACUCACCCCACAAAGAAGCAACUAAACCGCAGCCUGGAUCCCCCGAAGCAGCAGCAGCAGCAGCAACCCCCUCAGCACCAGCCACCUUUGGGAAGGCUGUUCAAACGCAGCAGCCGUGCUCUGUCAAAGCCUCUCUGUCCUCUGACAUCUGCUCCGGCUUAGGUCCCGAAGGAGGUGACGUGAACGCGAGCUCUGGCCAAGGCUGGACGGUUUUCCACCAAACGUCUGAGAGAGUGACCUAUAAAUCUAGUAGCAAACCUCGUACCAGAUUCCUCAGUGGACCUGUGUCUUUGUCCAUCUGGUCCACCUUGAAACGACUAUGUCUAGGCAAAGAUCACAGUAGUAGAUCCUCGACAAACAGUCUCGUAACAUGCCCUGAGCCCGUCCCGCAAUCAACCCUGCAGGUUCAGGCCAACAACAGCAACAACAAGAAAGGGACCUUCACAGAUGACCUUCACAAGCUGGUUGACCAGUGGACAAGCAAAACUGUUGGAGCUGCACAGACAAAACCUUCCUUAAACCAACUGAAGCAGAACCAAAAAAGGCAAGACAUGGAGCCAAAGGCUAAUCCCAUGCAAACACAGAGUGAGACGUGUGGAGUUAAUUCAGUAAGAACGGGACUGGGGAGAAAGUGUGUUGUUCCGGCGUCUUGCCCCGUGCCCGCAGCGUUAGCCCCCGGAGCCUCGCCAUCCCUGCCGCUGCCGGGGCCUGCCCGCGCCGCCGCGGCCGCUCCCACCCUGAUGCCUCUGUGCCAACUCGGAGGAGCUUUGCCGGCGCCCACGUUCGGGGGCCACUGGGCGGCCGGUGGCCCGUGCGCGGUGCGGCUCUCGCCGCUCGGCGCCGUGCGGUUCUCGCCGCGCUGGCGGCUGCACGCGCUGCCACAUCCCUCGGCCCCGCCGCUGGGCCCACGCCUGCGCCUCACGUAG
Colius striatus (speckled mousebird) is the source of this 6957-nucleotide messenger RNA. RefSeq names its product WNK lysine deficient protein kinase 2 (gene WNK2). The record is from RefSeq and is a predicted model, not a curated record. Gene Ontology annotation, cellular component: cytoplasm; cytosol. Gene Ontology annotation, biological process: protein phosphorylation; monoatomic ion homeostasis; intracellular signal transduction. NCBI's taxonomy places the organism in Eukaryota, Metazoa, Chordata, Aves, Coliiformes, Coliidae. Gene Ontology annotation, molecular function: protein serine/threonine kinase activity; ATP binding; potassium channel inhibitor activity. The coding region runs from base 1 to 6957 and encodes 2318 amino acids. The transcript has 28 exons.